Alternaria infectoria is the source of this 906-nucleotide messenger RNA. RefSeq lists its product as uncharacterized. The record is from RefSeq and is a predicted model, not a curated record. NCBI's taxonomy places the organism in Eukaryota, Fungi, Ascomycota, Dothideomycetes, Pleosporales, Pleosporaceae. The transcript is spliced from 3 exons. Bases 1 to 906 code for a protein of 301 amino acids.
AUGGAACUGAAGAGCAUUGCCAUCCUUGGACCAGGAGGAAAUGUCGGAAACGCCAUAAUCACCGAACUCCUCAAAGACGGACCCCGCUUCACCAUCACAGGCAUCACGCGCUCAACAUCAACCUACAAACCACCUCCUACCAUCACCCACCGCACUGUCGACUACAUGUCCUUCUCCUCCCUCCAAACUGCAUUCGAGAACCAAGACGCGGUCGUAAACUGCAUCACAGGCGGAGCCACGCACUACGAGCCAUCCAAAAUCAUCAUCGACGCCGCGGUCGCUGCAGGCGUCAAGCUCUUCUUCGCCAACGAAUUCGUCGGAGAGAUCACCCGAGAGGCGUUUAGAAGAUUACCGGAAGCUUUCGUUGGCGGUAAAUACAUACCCAACCGCCACGCCCGCAUCUACGGCUCCGGUAACCAACCCUUACAUUGGACCCCGCUACCCACAAUGGGCCUCGCAGCAGGAAACAUGCUCCGCAACCCCGACCCUAUCCUCAACCGCCCCGUCCUCCUUGAUCCCAUUACCCCUUGUUCCACUGUCACGCAAAACACGUUGUUGCGCACCCUUGAAAAGGUUCUCGAUACCACCUUCACCAUCUCGCAUGUUGAUGUGGAUAAGAUCCACCGAAACGCUUUGCUCGUGUUGGAGAAGUGGAAGGAAGGCGGUGAGCAGGAGGAAGGAAAAGCGCAGAUGGGUAAAGCGAUGAAGGGGUUGGGCGUGUGUAACCAGUUUUAUGAGGGCGAUGAUGAAGGUCAUGCGGAGGACUUGGAGAGGACUGUUCAGAAUGAGCUCGUUGGUGUGGAGACCAUGCAGUUGGAAGAUGCAGUGAGGGAUGCGCUGGAGCGAUAUGGGGAGAACUGUCAGGUUGUUCAGGGUAUGUACAACGUGGAAGCUUGUGAACUUUAA